AUUUUCAACACAAAAAAGACGACCACUCACCACACCACUCACCCACCAUUCACACAUGAUGCCGCAAACCCAUUGAGAACUAAUUUAACCAUGUCCGGACUCUCAUCGAAUUGGAAGAAGCUGCAAGCCAAGAUCAAAGCCGAGUCGGCCUCACAGCCUGCAGCGCCAAAGAGGAAGGCCGCCGACGAGCUUGACGACCAGCACAGUGCUGCCAAGCCAGGACCGAGGAAGAAGCAAAAGAAGCAGGAUCAGCAGCGACAAGGAAACCCGAGGAAACAAACCCAGAAUCAGAAACCAAACCAGUCAUCAAAACCACUCGCGAAAACUGUUCCUUCAAAAGCCCCCAAACCUCCCAUGGGCAACACCCAGUCCUCCAAAAUCGACCCUAUCCCCCCCAACCAUGGCGUCGCCCCCUCCCUCGCCGUCUGGGCAGCAGACAACGGCAUCUCGUCAGAAUCCAUAGCCGAAGCCUACGGACUCGGCAUCCAGUCCAACUCCCUCCUCUCCACAGACAAACCGGGCCGGCCCAACGAGGGGCUGGCUCCCGGUGUCGAGGUAGGCAAGUACGUGGGUAUCGACUGCGAGAUGGUCGGCGUCGGGGAGGGCGGGCACGACGACUCGUUGGCGAGGGUUAGCGUGGUAGAUUUUCAUGGGAAGCAGGUCUACGACUCCUUCGUGAAGCCGCGGGAGCGCGUCGUCGACUGGCGGACCCACGUCAGCGGUGUCGCGCCGAAGCACAUGGCGAGGGCGAGAACCUUUGACGAGGUGCAGGCCGAGAUCGCCGACCUGCUCAAGGGCCGGAUCGUGGUGGGCCACGACGUCAAGCACGAUCUGCGGGUGCUGGAGCUGGACCAUUCCUGGAAGAUGAUCCGGGACACGGCCAAGUUCUCGGGCUUCAAGAAGUACGCCAAUGGACCGAAACCCUCAUUACGCGUCCUGGCCCAAGAGCUACUGGGGGUUGAGAUCCAGGCCGGCCAGCACUCUAGUAUUGAGGAUGCACGGGUGACGAUGUUGUUGUUUAGGAAACACAAGCCUGCCUUCGACGUUGAGCACGCAAACCGGUAUCCAGAUGAGGAGAGGCCGAAACCAAAGGCCGGCAAAGGGAAGAAGACAAAAAAGCGCUGACACGGGGCGAGAUCGCCCCCUGCGUCAUCACAGGGUCUGUCUGGUCCCUUUCCUGACCAAGGGGAACUAUUUUACUACGAUACUAAAGCUAUUUGACCCAAAACCCCGAUGAGAUCCAAACAUUCCGAUGAUGCUCCCGCCGCCAAAGACGCAUGUUGCCGCCAAAGCCUAGAGAGGAAUGCCCUCCAUAAGCUCCAUGGCGCCCUCUCUACCGACAGUGAUGAUGACGUCUCCAAGCGUCUUGGUCUGGAAGCCGGCUUCACAGUACGAAAA
This is a messenger RNA of Chaetomium fimeti, 1398 nucleotides long. RefSeq names its product ribonuclease H-like domain-containing protein. Gene Ontology annotation, molecular function: 3'-5' exonuclease activity; nucleic acid binding. The transcript has a single exon. NCBI's taxonomy places the organism in Eukaryota, Fungi, Ascomycota, Sordariomycetes, Sordariales, Chaetomiaceae. The record is from RefSeq and is a predicted model, not a curated record. Bases 91 to 1125 code for a protein of 344 amino acids. Gene Ontology annotation, biological process: ribosomal large subunit assembly; rRNA processing. Gene Ontology annotation, cellular component: nucleus.